Catharus ustulatus (Swainson's thrush) is the source of this 937-nucleotide messenger RNA. RefSeq names its product SAP domain containing ribonucleoprotein (gene SARNP). The transcript has 12 exons. Gene Ontology annotation, cellular component: nucleus. The record is from RefSeq and is a predicted model, not a curated record. Gene Ontology annotation, biological process: poly(A)+ mRNA export from nucleus. Bases 23 to 646 code for a protein of 207 amino acids. Lineage: Eukaryota; Metazoa; Chordata; Aves; Passeriformes; Turdidae.
CCGGCGGCGGGGGGGUGCCAAGAUGGCGGCGGAGCCGGUGGAGCUGCACAAGCUGAAGCUGGCCGAGCUGAAGCAGGAGUGCCUGGCCCGGGGGCUGGAAGCCAAAGGCAACAAACAGGACCUGAUCCAUCGGCUGCAGGCCUACCUGGAGGAGCACGCUGAGGAGGAGCCCAACGAGGAGGAUGUGCUGGGAGAGGAGAUUGAGGAGGAGGAGCCCAAGGCCCCGGAGCCGCCGGCCAAGGUGGAGGAGGCGCCGGUGAAAUCCCCCGACGUGAUCCAGGAGAAGAAGGUGGUGAAAAUCUCCUCAGAAAUCUCCCAGAUGGAGCGGAUGCAGAAACGCGCCGAGCGCUUCAAUGUUCCCGUCAGCCUGGAGAGCAAAAAGGCAGCGAGGGCAGCACGGUUUGGCUUGGCCACAAUUCCCACAAAAGGGCUCUCAGCAGACUCCAAACCCACGAUAAACCUGGAGAAGCUCAAGGAAAGGGCCCAGAGGUUCGGCCUCAACGUCUCCUCCCUGUCCAAAAAGAGUGAGGAGGACGAGAAGCUGAAGAAGAGGAAGGAACGGUUCGGGAUCGUCACCGGGGCCGGCGCGGCCGAGGACUCCGAGGCAAAGAAGCGGAAAAGGGCGGAAAGGUUCGGGAUCGUCUGAGGCCAGGUGGGCCCUGCCUGACCCCUGAGCUGCCAGGAUUUGCAAUUCCCAGCUGGAAUUUCAGGAAUCUCCCCCUGGAGCCGUUCCCAGCACAAGAAAAUUUUAUUUUUUUUUGGGGAAUUCUCCUUCCCCACCCUUGGGAACUUCGGGACACUCUGGGAAAUUCCUCCCAUCCCAAAAAUCCUCGGGGAAUCCUUGGGAUCCAGGGACAUCCCCGUGUCCUGCUGCUGCCUGCCUCCCCCCUCACUCCCAGCUUUUCCUGAUUUUUCCCAGUUUUUAACAGUUUUUCCU